AUGUUGAACAUCUCUCGUCAAAUUUCUUCAAGUCGCCAACGUUUUCUUCACAUCGAACUCAUGGGGACAGUUGUUGAUUCUUCAAACAAGGAAGGAAGCAAAAGUGUACUUAGUGAAAAGAAGCCAAAGGUUGUGUUUGUUUUAGGAGGUCCAGGCAGUGGUAAGGGCACACAAUGUGCAAAUAUUGUAGAGCACUUCGGGUACACACAUUUAAGUGCUGGAGAUCUUCUUCGGGCAGAAAUAAAAUCGGGUUCCAAAAAUGGGACAAUGAUCCAAAACAUGAUAUCAGAAGGAAUAAUUGUUCCUUCAGAAGUAACAAUUAAACUUCUUGAAAAAGCAAUUAUGGAAAAUGAGAAUGACAAGUUUUUAAUCGAUGGGUUUCCUCGUAAUGAGGAAAAUCGUGCAGCUUUUGAAUCAGUUACUGGAAUUAUACCCGAAUUUGUUCUUUUCUUUGAUUGUUCUGAGGAAGAAAUGGAGAAACGCCUCUUGGGUCGUAACCAGGGGAGAGUAGAUGAUAACAUUGAGACAAUAAGGAAACGAUUUAAGGUUUUUGUUGAUUCUAGUCUUGCGGUUAUCGAGUAUUACAACUCUAAGGGGAAGGUCAAAAAGAUUGAUGCCGGUAAGCCCGUUGGAGAAGUCUUUGAAGCCGUCAAAGCUGCUUUUGCCCCUGCCAAAUAACGUGUUACGUACAAUCUGUGUGUCAGGCUCAGUCCUGAACUGUUAGUUCAGGACUGCGCCUGAUACAUACUUGUAAUUUGGUUGAUGAGCAAUUUACUCAAGAAUCAUGAAGGGUUACUCCAAUUCUAUCAAAGUUGUUAUAUGUAUUACAAUUAGUUUUGAUUUUUAUUAAAAGGAUUACGUUAUGAUUUGUGACAAUAAUAUUUUUAUUAUUAUCGAUUCUUUUAAUACCCAAAGCUAAAUUUCUAG
Lactuca saligna is the source of this 927-nucleotide messenger RNA. Lineage: Eukaryota; Viridiplantae; Streptophyta; Magnoliopsida; Asterales; Asteraceae. The record is from the annotation of a GenBank genome assembly.